AUGAAAACAAAUAUUAAAAAAAUAUCAAUUAAAAGUAUAAAUAUUUCAGAUGAAGUUUUAUAUGAUAAAAUGACAGAUUAUUAUUCUUUAACAAUUAUUAAUGUUAUUGGUGAUACAUUUAAAAAUGGUAUAACAAGACCACUUCCUUCUCUUAUAUUUUUAAAUAUUGAAAGUAAUAAAUUAGAAAAUACAAUAUUGAAAUUCUCAUUAAUAGAAAAAAUAUCAAAUCUUAAAAUUGAAGGUAGUUUUAUAUAUUUGGAAAACGAUUUAAGUAUUGAUAAUAAUAAACUUUCUUAUUUAAAAGUAAAUGCUUUAAAUUAUCCAGAUUUUUCAAAUUUUGAAAUACUAUCAACUGUUGAUUUUAAUUUUAAUGAUAAUUUUUUAAAAGAUUCAGUUCAAAAUGUUUCAACAAUUCCAUCACUUGAUUCAAUGUUAAUUAGAAAUACAAUACCAUUGGAAUUUAAUUUUAAUCUAUGUCCAAAUGUAAAAAGAUUAUUGGUUCAAGGUCCAUUAUCCAAACCAAGAAAUCCAACAGAAAAUUUUAAUGUAGAUGGAAAUUUUCCAUUAUUACUUGCAGAGAAUACAUAUUUUACAAUUUAUAAUUCAACUUUUAAUAAUGUUCCAUCAAAUUUAAAAAGAGGUAUUAAUUCACUUACAAUGAUUUAUGAAACUAUAUUUUUAAAUUCAACAUUACCAAAAUUUACUGGUUCAGGCUUUACCUUUAUAUAUCCAAAUAAUAAUAUAAUUGGAACAAUAGAUGAAUCUUGGUGUGAAACUCAUUUAUCAGUUAGAAAUAAUGAAUUAGAAGGUUCAAUACCUUCAUGCUUUACAUGUUAUUUUAAAGAUAAUGAAACUUAUUUAAAUGGAGAUGUUCUUUCAAUGUUUGAUAGAUUUCUUGGUAAUAAAUUCACAAAUUAUGAUAAAACAAUAGAAUGUACAACAUUUGAACCAGUUGUUACAAUUGAUAAAUCAAAUGGUAAAAAUAAUGAAAUAAUUUUAUCAGGUAAAGAUAUUGGUUUCAAUUAUAAAAGUUGGCUUUAUAAUGAUAAAGUUAUGAAUUUAACAAAAACUAAUAAAGUUGGUAAAAGUUAUACACUUAGUAUUGAUGAAGAUUUAUCUUUAUUAGAUUUUAUUCCAAUUCAUUUCAUUUAUCCAAAUAAUCAAACAUUAUUUUUCCCAAUUAAAGAUAAAUUGUUUACUAUAAGUUCAGUUACUUCAAAAGUUGAUAAUAAUAAUAAUUUAUUUUUAAUUCAAGGUAGUUUAUUUUCAACAUAUAAAGGAUACAUUAAACAAUUGGUACAAAUUCAAGGUAUAGAUUGUAAGAUCAAUUUUGAAGAUUUCUUUCAUAUAGAUUGUAUUACAAAUCAAGCAAUUCCUAUAGUUGAAAGUAAAUUUAAAAAGUUAACAAUUAAUUCUGGUUCAUUUUCAAAAUCAGUUUUAAUUAAUAUUACAGAUGGUGCGAUAAAUCAAAAGAAUUGUAUGAAUGAUUGUAAUGGUGCUAAUGGUAUUUGUAAUUUAUAUUUAGGAAAUUGUAUUUGUAAUGAGUAUCAAUGGUUAGGUGAAGAUUGUUCAAUACCAUAUCAUUAUAUUUCAUCGGUUGAUGUUCCAACAACACCAAAUGGAGUUUCAAGUUUUUCAGGUAACUUUGGUGAUAAACAUACCAAUUUAUCAAUAACAAUUGGUAAUUUACCAUGUGAUCCAAUUAUUUUGAUUUCUACAAAUAUUAUUACAUGUAAAGAACCUAUUGGUAGUGGAACUAAAUUAGCAAUAAUUACACAAAAUGGUGUAAAUGCAUCUAUAAUUUAUAAUUAUUAUCAAGCUUAUAAGCAAUGCCCUUCAAAUUGUUCAAAUCAUGGUAUUUGUAAUAACCAAACUGGUGAAUGUAAAUGUAAUUCUUUAUACAAAGGUUUUGAUUGUAGUAUUUUAAUUGACAAUGGCGGUGGUGGUCUUCCAACUAAUUCAACAGUAAAUGAAAAUACAGGAGGUACAGAUAUAUCAAAUCAAGAUACUCAAUUUAAAAUUUAUUUUAAAUCAUUAGUUGAAGUUGAUUUUAAUGGAAAUCCAAUAAUUGAAUAUAAAUUAUUAGAUAAUUGGAAAUCAAUUAAAACAAAUGAUAAAUUUAUAUAUAAGCUAACUCAAAAAUUGAAUAAUACUCAAUGUGAAAUCAUUUCAAAUAUUGAAGAAAUUCAACAAAUCGAUGGUAAACAAUUUACAUUUGCAAAUUUAAAUUUCAGAUUAGAUCAAGGUUCAAUUAAAUUUAGUUUAAAUAUAGUUAAUUAUACUUAUCAAAAUAAUUUAAAUACUCUUAGACUUGAUUUAAUAUCAUCAGUUGAACAAAUUAAUUACAAAGAUAAUGAAUGUAAUGAAAAAGAAAUAUCAAUUGAUACAAAUAAUAAUAAUAAUAAUAAUAAUAAUUUAUCAUCAUUUAAUUAUAUUAAAAUUUCAAAGAAUAAUAAGAUAUUAAAUGGUAGAUUCAUAAAUAAAGUUGUAUCAGAUGGUAAAGUAACUUUUCUAUCUACAACUAUUAAAAAUGAUUCAAAUUCUAUAAUUAUAUCUUUAAAUUUACCACAUUGUAUAAAUGAAUGUAUUAUUGAUCCAGAUUUCUCAUUAUUAGUAGAUAUGAAAUCAUAUGAAUCAUGUUCAAAUGAAAAUAAAAGAGAAGCUUGGUUCCUUCCAGUAGUCAUUGUAAUUCCAACUAUAUCUUUGGCAUUACUUGUUAUAUUGAUAUUUAUACUCUAUAAAAGAUCCACUGUUUUGAAAAUCCAAAUUCAUAAAUUAAAAAGAAUAAAUAAAAAAACAUAA
Dictyostelium discoideum AX4 is the source of this 2802-nucleotide messenger RNA. RefSeq lists its product as hypothetical. NCBI's taxonomy places the organism in Eukaryota, Evosea, Eumycetozoa, Dictyosteliales, Dictyosteliaceae. The transcript has 6 exons. Bases 1 to 2802 code for a protein of 933 amino acids. The record is from RefSeq and is a predicted model, not a curated record.